CUUUGUAUAUAUGGGUAUAUGUGUAUUAUAUAGAAAAUAGAAAACCCUACACCAUUUGGUCCAUCAAUUAUAACCUUGUCUGGGUAUAUAUGUCGGUUGUACGAUAUAUAUACAUAUAUAUACAAUGACCAUCUAUCUAUAAAGUUCUCUCUCUUGAUCUGUCUCUCUCUCACACUCGCUUGCUCUCUUGAUCGAUCGAUGACGGCUCCAGUUUAUUUGAGCUCUCAACCUAAUUCGAACUCGUUUCCUCUUUUGGAGCUACAGGAAGAUGAUCAUGUCCAACAACAAUCGACUCAUCAUCAUCAGCUGAUGAAGAUCUUCUUCUCACCAUCACCACACAACAUGGCUUCGACCUCCAACUCUCUUCCGUGCCCCACUCAUCAUCUUCAAGGCCGCAGUGAGAGCCAAUUGAUCAGAGACCAACCACAAGCUGUGGUGGAUCAACAUCUUAUUCCUUGUGUACGUGGAGGAUCCAUAUCAUCAAGCGAUCACCACAUCAGUUGCGAAGAAGGCCAAGGAUUAUCAGUCUUUCCUAGCUUGGAUCAAAACAGUGAUCAAGAAAUCAAUAGCCAUCGAAGCGAUGGCAAUGGUAUCCUCAGCAUAAGGUGGAUGUCUUCGAAGAUGAGGAUCAUACAUAAGAUGAAGAAGAACAGCCCCAACUCCACAGCAAGUGAAUGGUCGUCCGGGGGCAAUUUAAUGAAGAGAUCUGAAGAUUGCGAAUAUGAUCAUGAGGUUGUUCGAUAUGCUGGAGGAAGCAAUAUCUCGACGAAUAAUGGCGCCGUGAGAGUCUGCUCUGAUUGCAACACGACCACAACCCCUCUGUGGAGGAGCGGCCCUCGAGGUCCCAAGUCCCUAUGCAAUGCAUGUGGGAUCCGACAAAGGAAGGCGAGGCGAGCCAUGGAGGCUGCAGCCGCCACCAUGGGGAUGGCCACUGCUGCAUCCACUGACACUUCUUCCUCAAGGACGAACAACCACAGUAAGUUGCACAAGAAGUUGAUGGACAAGAUACCUCGCCCGAAUAAGAAACACCACAAUCACGCUCAUCAGUUCAAAAGACACAACACCAAAACCAAUUCUUCGCCUGCUCUCCCCCAUCACAGUGCUGGAAAGAAGAAGCAAUAUCUAUUCGAUAGUUUCGCAAUAGGAUUAAUGAGUGAGACUAGUUCGAGUCCGGGCUUCAGGAGAGUGUUCCCAGAGGACGAAGCAGAAGCUGCUGCCCUUCUGCUUAUGGAACUAUCUCGCGGCCUUCACCAUGCUUAACUAGAUCGUUGAUUUUCUUUCCCCAUAUAAUAAUUAUUAGAAGUUUUAAUCUUUUUGUAUUUUCUUUUAAUGAAAGUUUUUUUUUUUUAUGGGGACUCUUCAGGAUAUUAGUGUUUACGAAGGAUAUCUAGCUAGGUAGAGAGAGAUCCCAAGGGACCUCUUUUGGGACUUUUGACACAUAUUGCAAAAUCAGAAGGAUAGUGUGCUUAGCUUCAUUAAUUAAUAACUAACUAUAUCUUCAAAUAAUUAUUGGUAAAUUUGUUCUUA
Punica granatum (pomegranate) is the source of this 1527-nucleotide messenger RNA. Lineage: Eukaryota; Viridiplantae; Streptophyta; Magnoliopsida; Myrtales; Lythraceae. The record is from RefSeq and is a predicted model, not a curated record.